Molecule: messenger RNA, 1230 nt
Organism: Eremomyces bilateralis CBS 781.70
Lineage: Eukaryota; Fungi; Ascomycota; Dothideomycetes; Eremomycetales; Eremomycetaceae
Exons: 3
Source: RefSeq, a predicted model, not a curated record
CGUCAAGAUGGUAAAUGGAGUCAAAGGCGUUUAUAAUUCCCACCUGAGCUUGUGAGUUUAUUUACUCCUCUACUUCCUUCCUCUAUUCCACCGCAUAUUCCAGACCCUCCAAUCGCGUAGAAAAUAGACUACUACUUCUACUAUUUUCCUCUACCCACCAUCUCGCCUUUAACGCUCUUGAGCGCGGAGAAGCUGGAGUACAUACUGACCUGGACUAGGGCCGCUGAAGCCGCCCCCGAACGUGAAGAGGAGAAGGCCGCGGCCAAGGAUCAGCAACCCGGGAGCGAGAUGGACAGCAUCCAGGGCAGCUCGGCCGUGUUCGUCGCUAACGGGGCGCCUCGUUCGGAUGAUGGGACCCACGGCAGCGUUCGUCAGUCCGUGGAGGACAUCGGUGCCAUGAGCCUGGUGAUCGAACCCGACUGGAAGCCGGCGUACAUCCGCCGCCUUACCAACGUCGACCGGGACCUCAUCGCGGACAUCCCGUUCCGUAACGAGAGCUUCAGCGAGAAGUUCAUCCACCUGAUGCUCCGGGGCAAGGAGGUCAGCCCUGGGAUGUACCUCUGCGAUGCGAGCGGCAUCAUCCCCACCCGCUUCUAUUACGUGUUCGACGCGAAGGUGGAGCCGUACCUCCCCAAGAAUCCCGGCACCCACGGCGCCAAGCUCUCUGCGUUCUUCAAUACGGACAUCUACAUCGUCGACAACCCGUACGACAACGUCGCGCUGUUCAUCAAGCAGAGCGACGACCUCCAUUACUUCGGGCAGUACAACCAGCCCCGCAACUCCGACCGCCUAGGCUACGACACCCAAUGCGAGCGCGUCCCCGACCACGUCAAGAUGUACUGGGCGCAGAAGCUAGCAGACCCGCACCGCGCCGCGUGGCUCAAGGCGGAGAUGAUGAAGCAUUUCUGUCCGGAGAUGCGCUACAACGGGCGGCUGCCGGCAGGGAAGACGGUGACGCCGGGCGGCACGGUGCUCUCCGAGGUUGACAUAGAAGCGGAGAAGGAGCGGUACUGGGCGAAGGCAAAGCAUGAGCUCUUCAACUUCGCUCGUCGUGUGCGUAGCUGGAAGGAGGAGGCCGAGAUGGAGGUGUUCACCACCACGGUGGAGAAGAUGCUCCUUGCUUUCGAGGCGACCGACGCUGACGAGACCCCGGCCCUUCGGCUCUGGUGGGAGUACUUGGUCUGCACUGGCUGGGACGCGGGGGUGUACCAGCGCCUCUGGGAUCUCAAG